UGGGUGGCCCCUGUGUGGCAGCCAGUAAGAUUCUCAGCCUGCCUGCUUGGGGAAAGGGAAAGCGGGCGGGAGGAGAGAGCUUUCCUUCCCGAUAGGAUAGGUGGAGAAAGAUCGCUGCUGUGUGUCCUUCUUUCUGACUAAGGUGCUUCUGUUGCUCCAUAAAUAAAACGUCUCACUGCCUUCUUCGAGCUCUAUAAAGGCAGCGGAACAGCUGUCCCGGGGGGCAUUCCAGGCGGGAUAGACAAAAGACAAAGCAGGUCAUGGCUGCGCGGGGCAGCAGGGCGGAGCCGCAGCUCCCAGAGUACAGCUGCAGCUAUGUGGUGUCGCGUCCCGUCUACAGCGAGCUCGCCUUCCAGCAGCAGCACGAGCAGCGCCUGCACCAGCGCAGGACGCUGAGGGAGAACCUGGCCUCGGGCUGCAGUUGCUCAAGAAAGAAAGUCAUUGGUGUGCUGAAGACUCUCUUGCCCAUCUUGGACUGGCUCCCCAAAUAUCGAGUUAAGGAAUGGCUACUUAGUGACAUCAUUUCUGGAGUCAGUACUGGCCUAGUGGGCACGUUGCAAGGCAUGGCGUAUGCUCUAUUAGCUGCAGUACCUGUUGAAUAUGGUCUCUACUCUGCUUUUUUCCCUAUACUGAUAUACUUUUUCUUUGGAACAUCAAGACACAUCUCAGUUGGACCUUUUCCAGUGGUCAGUUUAAUGGUGGGAUCUGUUGUUCUGAGCAUGGCUCCUGAUGAACGAUUUCUCACAUCCAGCAAUAAUGGAACUGUAUUAAAUAGCACUGUGAUAAACCCUAUGGCUAGAGAUACAACAAGAGUAUUGAUCGCGAGCACCCUUACACUUUUGGUUGGAAUCAUACAGUUGAUAUUUGGAGUUUUGCAGAUUGGAUUCAUAGUGAGGUACUUGGCAGAUCCUUUGGUUGGUGGUUUCACAACAGCUGCUGCUUUUCAAGUAUUGGUGUCACAGCUAAAGAUCGUCCUCAAUGUUCCGACCAAAAACUAUAAUGGAGUUCUUUCCAUUAUCUAUACUCUGACUGACAUCUUUAAAAAUAUUGGUGAUACCAAUCUUGCUGAUUUUACUGCAGGAUUACUCACCAUUAUCAUCUGCAUGGCAGUUAAAGAAUUAAAUGAUAGAUUUAGACAUAAAAUCCCAGUCCCUAUUCCUAUAGAAGUAAUUGUGACAAUAAUUGCUACUGCCAUUUCAUAUGGAGUCAACUUGGAAAAAAACUACAAUGCUGGCAUUGUUAAAUCCAUCCCAACAGGGUUUUCAUCUCCUUCGCUUCCAUCCGUGAGCAUGUUUUCUGAAAUGCUGGCCUCGUCGUUUUCCAUUGCUGUAGUGGCUUAUGCCAUUGCAGUGUCCGUAGGAAAAGUAUAUGCCACCAAGCAUGAUUACACUAUCGAUGGGAACCAGGAAUUUGUUGCCUUUGGGAUCAGCAAUAUCUUCUCAGGUUUCUUCUCUUGUUUUGUGGCCACCACUGCUUUGUCCCGCACUGCUGUCCAGGAGAGCACUGGGGGAAAGACACAGGUUGCUGGAAUGAUCUCAGCUGGGAUUGUGAUGAUUGCCAUCCUUGCUCUGGGAAAACUGUUAGAACCCCUGCAAAAGUCAGUCUUGGCAGCUGUUGUAAUUGCCAACCUGAAAGGGAUGUUUAUGCAGGUGUGUGACAUUCCUCGUCUAUGGAGGCAGAAUAAGAUUGAUGCUGUUAUCUGGGUGUUCACGUGCAUAGCGUCCAUUAUUCUGGGCCUGGACCUCGGCUUGCUAGCUGGUAUUAUGUUUGGAUUAUUGACUGUGGUCCUGAGAAUUCAGUUCCCCUCAUGGAAUGGCCUUGGAAGCAUCCCGAGCACAGACAUCUACAAAAGUACCAAGAAUUACAAGAAUGUUGAAGAACCUGAAGGAGUGAAGAUUAUUAGAUUUUCUAGUCCUAUUUUUUAUGGCAACGUUGAUAGUUUAAAAAAGUGUAUCAAGUCCACAGUUGGAUUUGAUGCUAUUAGAGUAUAUAAUAAGAGACUGAAAGCACUGAGGAAAAUUCAGAAACUCAUCAAGAAAGGAAAAUUAAGAGCAACUAAGAAUGGCAUUAUCAGUGAUGCGGGUUCAUCAAAUAAUGCCUUUGAGCCUGAUGAAGAUAUUGAAGAUCCAGAAGAUCUUGAUAUUCCGACCAGGGAAAUAGAGAUUCAAGUAGACUGGAACUCUGAGCUUCCAGUCAAAGUAAAUGUUCCUAAAGUACCAAUCCAUAGUCUUGUGCUUGAUGGUGGAGCCAUCUCUUUUUUGGAUAUUGUUGGAGUGAGAUCAUUACGAAUGAUUGUCAAAGAAUUCCAAAGAAUUGAUGUAAAUGUCUACUUUGCAUCGAUUCAAGAUCAUGUAAUUGAAAAGUUGGAGAAAUGUGGUUUCUUUAAUGAUAACAUUAAAAAGGAUAUAUUCUUUUUGACUGUCCACGAUGCUGUCCUUCAUCUACAGAACCAGGUUAAGUCCCGAGAGGCACAGGAUUCCAUUUUGGAAACGCUCACUCUCAUCCAAGACUGUAAAGAUCCUCUUGAAUUAAUGGAAGAAGAACUAAUUGAAGAAGAACUUGAUGUUCAAGAUGAGGCUAUGCGCAGACUUGCUUCCUGAAAGUCUCUCAGCUGUAAGCUUGGACUACAAGGCAAGAUUCACCUAUGCAAAUAUUUUCUGCAUUGAUGAUUUCUUUGACCAUGAAACACAUUAUUUCUCCAUGGCACUUCUUUGUUUUGUUUUUGUCGGGGGGAUCCAACCCAGGACCUUAACGUGACAAAGCAUACACUCUACCACUGAUCCAAAUCUCUGGUUCUAGAUUUUUUUUUUUUAAAGUAUUUAAUUUUUUUAACCUCUCAUCCACUGAAAUUCUUUUUUUUUUUUGGCUCCAGGGUUAUUUCUAGGUGCAGGCACUGCGAUUCCACUGCUCCUGGAGGCUAUUUUUCCCCCCAUUUUUGUUGCCCUUGUUCUUAUUCUUAUUGUUAUUGUUGUUAUUAAUACCGUUGUUGUUGGUUAGGACAGAGAGAAAUGGAGAGAGGAGGGGAAGAUAGAGAGGGUGAGAGAAAGAUAGACAUCUGCAGACCUGCUUCACCGCCUGUGAAGUAACUCCCCUGCAGGUGGGGAGCCCGGGGCUUGAACCAGGAUCCUUACGCCGGUCCUUGCGCUUUGUGCCACCUGCACUUAACCCACUGCACUACCGCCGGACUCCUCUAAGCCACUAAAAGUGAAUACAAAUACUGUUUCUAGGUUUUAUUUAUAAAAUAAAUAGCAUGCUUUUAAAUGUGCAUAAUGGGAACAAGAAUUGUGUAGGCAGUGUAGCAAUGUCUGUGAUCUGCUGUUGCCAUGUUGCUGGUUGCCUGAUUAAAUUAGCUAUUUUUAAAAAAUAUUUUACUUAUUUUUGUUUUAAUGAGAGAGAUACCUAGAGAAAAACACAGAAAGACCAGAACACUGCUCAUCUCUGGUUUAUGGUAGUGCUGAGGAUUGAAGUUGGGACCUCAGAACCUCAGGCAUGAAAAUCUUUAACCAUUAUGCUGUCUCACCAGCCCCAGAUUUGUUAUUAACCUUCAGGUAGGUGCUGGAGUACUUCUGUUCAGCUAAAGUACGAGUAUUCCAGCAUCCUUUUUGGUGUGGUGAUCCUAGCUGAUCUUGAUAUUUAUGAGCCUUAUUAAUCAUUGUAAGAGGGCGUAAUGAAAUGGUGAUGCAUUUAUCAAUAAAAGUCUUCAAAAUCACUUUUGGCAAAUAUAUCGGAAAACUCUUAAAACUUUAGGUAUGGUGAGUAUUUAAUAAUGAACUCUUACCACGUGUGAUCCGAUAUGUAAAUAGAAUUCAGAAUCAAGAAAAUGGUUCACUUAAAAGCUACAGAACUGGACUGAUCUAUUCAGAAGCAUUGGUUCAGAGAAGUAAAGCAAUAAAAUAAUUAUCCUAGGUUAUAGGAAUCACUUUCCAUUAUGUUAAUAAUCAUGGAUCACAAAAUCAGUUGACAGAUUAGCCUAAAAAAUCUCUACUGAAUGUGUAUUGCUUUUAUAUCAUGGUAAUGGGGGGAAAAUCAUAAGUCAGAGUUAGGGACUACCUGUAUAUAUUUGUUUUUAAAUCCAUACUUUAAGCCAGAAAACAUUAUUUUGUAUUUUCUGCUAAUCUUUUUUUGAGUGCCAAUAGUUUUUUAGGUAUUAUUUCUAGCAUAUAGACUUUGGUCCUGUGGACUACUCCCAUAUAUUUCACACUAGAGUGACUAAAGUUAUAAUUUUUUUUAUAGAAAAAUAAAAACUCAGGUCCACAAUCUAGGCAAUGCUAUGCUUGACUGAAGAUUGUAUGAUACCCUUUGUCACAGAUGCGUGAAUUUCACAAGUGUGUCUUGCUACCCAAGAACAAUAUUUCUUUUAUUCAGUACAAUCAGAAGUAAGAUUAUCUACAUGGGAAGGAAAAACAUCGUUGGUCAUAUCAGACCAACGAUGCAUCACCAAGCAUCACCAUCACAGCCUCCAUAUUAUAUAUUGGAAUUUGAGUGAAUUAUAAUGGAUGGUGACAUUACAAUAACCUUUCUUGUGCAUUGGUUAUGCUGUCUUUAACUUAAAAUGACAGUUUUCUUGUGUUGAAUAUAUUAUAUAACUGGGAUUAUAUAAUAUUUCAUUUUUAUAGUAAUACUUCUUAUAGCAGCAAAUCAUAUUUCUAGACAGUGAAUGUAGUAGCCUUGCAGAAAAUGAAUGACUACCUCUGUUCAAUAGAGGAAGUAUGCACCGCUCACUUUUCUUAAAAAAAAAUAGUGGAAGGAAAUGUCAAAGUUACAUUUAUAAUAAUGGUAGAGUUUUAUAAAAUAAUUGGGCCAUUUGUAAUGACACAACACCACAGUCCAUUUGAUUUGUUUCUUAAACCCACUCAAGGAAUAUUGUCUUUUCUAGACAUUUUGUAAAUAGUAAGCAUACUUUCAAUUUUGUAUUGUCAAUAGAAUUUUUACUUGAAAUUAAAGCUAUUCUUUGUUAUAUUACUAACCUAUACAAUAACAUUCCAAUAUUGUGAAUUAAUUUCAACAACAUCAUGGUAAAUAAAAGCAUGUGUAUCUGGAAAUAUUUGCAUUUAUUUUUAUUAAAUGUAAAAAUUGUCUUUUAAAGUACUCUGAUGUGUUUUUUCUGAAGAAAGCAAUUAAAACAGAAUGAAAAUGGUACAUUAUUAAUGGACUAUUGCUCUCACAAGUUAUCAUUUUGAUGUGUUCUGUAUAAUUCUAUUUCCAUUUAACUGUGUGCAAUUUCUUUUUGUAAAUACAUCAAUGCAAUAAACAAUGCUAGCCACAAAUGUC
Molecule: messenger RNA, 5271 nt
Organism: Erinaceus europaeus (western European hedgehog)
Lineage: Eukaryota; Metazoa; Chordata; Mammalia; Eulipotyphla; Erinaceidae
Gene: SLC26A4
Product: solute carrier family 26 member 4
Exons: 21
Coding region: 261-2600 (779 amino acids)
Biological process (GO): transmembrane transport
Cellular component (GO): membrane
Molecular function (GO): oxalate transmembrane transporter activity; secondary active sulfate transmembrane transporter activity; chloride transmembrane transporter activity
Source: RefSeq, a predicted model, not a curated record